Molecule: messenger RNA, 531 nt
Organism: Aspergillus luchuensis
Lineage: Eukaryota; Fungi; Ascomycota; Eurotiomycetes; Eurotiales; Aspergillaceae
Product: Zn(II)2Cys6 transcription factor domain-containing protein
Exons: 1
Coding region: 1-531 (176 amino acids)
Biological process (GO): positive regulation of transcription by RNA polymerase II
Molecular function (GO): zinc ion binding; sequence-specific DNA binding; DNA-binding transcription factor activity, RNA polymerase II-specific
Source: RefSeq, a predicted model, not a curated record
AUGAGCGCUGAAGGAAGAAUUCGCAAACGUAUCCCCAAGUCAUGUAAACGCUGCCACCGACGCAAGCAGCGAUGCGUCGGUUAUCCGACCUGUACCGGCUGUGAAUCCGCCAAACAACCCUGUCUGCGAUCCGAGUCCGUUCCCUCCUGGCACCAUGCCAUGUCCAAGGGGGCUUUGGUGCGCCGAAUCGAAGUGCUCGAAGCGCAAUUAUCCGCUGCACUGGAACAGAUUCCCCCGGAUGAAGAGGCGCCAGCAGAACCGCUGUCAACGGGCGCAAAACUACAACCCCAUGACUCCCGAGCUGGAGUGGUCUCAAUGAUGGCAAUGAGCCAGGAGGGGAGCGACAACCUGGCUUACCUAGGACCCUCGUCAGGAAUGUCCAUCGCAGAAGAUCUGGGCCGUCUGGUGCAAAACGCCGUCUGGCUGAGGUCCAUCCCCAUCAAUGGCAGUCACCACCAACCUCCGCCGGAUUGCGAGAGAACCGCAGCCAGCACCGCAUUACCGAGCGAGGCUGUUGGUCUGCGCCCCUGA